Molecule: messenger RNA, 489 nt
Organism: Purpureocillium takamizusanense
Lineage: Eukaryota; Fungi; Ascomycota; Sordariomycetes; Hypocreales; Ophiocordycipitaceae
Exons: 1
Coding region: 1-489 (162 amino acids)
Source: RefSeq, a predicted model, not a curated record
AUGCGGCCCCUCUUCGCAGUCAUCAUGGCAACAAUCGCGCCUCUUGUGGCGGCGAGCGAAAUUGAGGACAUGUGGGACGUGGCAACUUGGGAAUGGCAGAGCAGCUGCAAGGAUCUAAGCAAUAGAUGCGCAACAGCCUCCAUCGUGGCCGGCCGCGGGAACCACCCCGAGCUGAUAAAAUACCUGCUAAAGAAGGCCGAGAAGCUCCCCGACAACGCCACGUACGUGUCCGGGAGGCACAUCAUGUGCUACCAGGUCUCGAACGGCCCGAACGGCUUCUGUCUCUUCUUCGAGAACCUACAGACGGCGGGAGAGUGGACUUUUACGGCGCAGGACGUUCGAGAGGGGCUGUUGGUCAUGCAGGAAAAGAUGAAACACGACAACGGCUGCAAGAAGAGGUGUGCUGCGGCCUGGCGCCGAGGUUGGGCCCCUGACCAGAGGCUCAAGCUGGACUAUGUCACCGAGAAGGUAUGCGAGGGCCUCUGCUAA